AUGUGUUCUUCUAGCCACUCUGUUCUUCAACCUGAAUACAACCAAAGAAAUGCAGUACCAAGUAUUGAAAGCACUUUGCUUUCAGGUACCAAUGCAGCACCAUCUCAGCUCAUUUUCUCUAAGCAAUACAACUUCACGGACAGCUACCUAGCCAGCCCUACGCUCCCAUCAUGGACCUACCAGGCUGUGUGCCGCCCGUCCUGUGAGGACGCCUCCUUGCCCUGCCCGGAGGAGGAGGACUCGGAUCUAGUCCCAAGCCAGCUGCCCCGGAGAGAGAGCGGGGGAGGAAACAGGCGCAGCCUCCCCUCCCUACCCUCUUGCGCCCUGAUGCCGGCGCCUAGCGGGAGCAAUUGCUGGCCCCUGCCGAAGAUGCCGGGGCUAGGGCGGCGGGGGGCGCUGCCGGAGCCCGCGGGCUGCUGCUACUGCCUGGCGGCGGCGCUGGCCCUGCUGCUGCUGCUUCUGCCCGCCGGCUGCCCGGUGCGUGCGCAGAACGACACAGAGCCCAUCGUGCUGGAGGGCAAGUGCCUGGUGGUUUGCGACUCCAGCCCGUCGGCGGACGGGGCCAUCACCUCCUCCUUGGGGAUCUCGGUGCGCUCGGGCAGCGCCAAGGUGGCCUUCUCGGCCACCAGGAGCACCAACCACGAGCCAUCGGAGAUGAGCAACCGCACCAUGACCAUCUACUUCGACCAGGUAUUAGUUAAUAUUGGCAACCAUUUUGAUCUUGCUUCCAGUAUAUUUGUAGCACCAAGAAAAGGGAUUUAUAGUUUCAGUUUCCACGUGGUCAAGGUCUAUAACAGACAAACUAUCCAGGUAAGUUUAAUGCAAAACGGCUACCCAGUGAUUUCAGCUUUUGCAGGGGAUCAGGAUGUCACCAGAGAAGCAGCCAGCAAUGGAGUCUUGCUCCACAUGGAGAGAGAAGAUAAAGUGCAUCUCAAACUCGAAAGGGGUAACCUCAUGGGAGGGUGGAAAUACUCAACCUUUUCUGGCUUCUUAGUCUUUCCACUAUAAAGGAAGACCAGAUAGGAGCCAGAUUCUUGAGCUAGAACAAGGAUUGAGUCGUUAAUGACACCCUGAACUUGGCAGAACAUGAUGAUAUUUCCAACCACGCAGUCAGACUGUCAUGGUAGAAGAAUGAUAACCUUCUAAACUCCAAUAUUUGCUUUGAAUAUUGACAAUUCCUCGGGAAACCUGCGCCUCUAAUUUAGUUUUAGACGACAGUGAUCUUUAGGAGAAAUGAAAUUAUCGACCUGAGCAAUUUGUACCUGUGAUUGUAAAGUCAAUUUCGGAUUUUAUUGUUGGGAUCAUUGACUUUUUUUCUUUCUUUCUUUCUGUUGUUGUUGUUGUUGUCCUGAUGAGACAAUUAACUCGGACCACACAAUCACUUGUCAAAGGCUCACUCCAGAGCCAGAAGAAUCCACCACCUGAUGAAGUGUUCUUUCAAUGAUUUUUUUUUCUUUGUGUUGUAUAGCCUUAAGGAAAAAAAAGAGAAAAAAAUGGCUUCAGUCUCAGUCCUGUAUUUUCUGGGGGAGGGGGAAUUCUGAACAUUAUUGUGUCAAGAAGUGCUUUAUCCAGUGAAGCAAAAUUUGCACGAUUGGAACCUAUUUUGUUUUGUGGUGUUUAUAUUUUUCAUCAACAACUUAUUUUUGUGUUCUGAUUUUUUGUGCUAAAAAUUGUAAGCUAAAUUAAUCAAUAAGACAAAACAAAGCACAUAUAUACUUUGUAGCUCCAAGUAAAAUUAACCAAUGAACAAUUCUAUGUGCACUUUUCAAAUUAUCUUUACAGAUGCAUUUAGAGAGGGAGCUAUGUGAUUCUUGAGUUAUAACCUCAAAUCCAUAAAGAAACUGACAUUUCUGAAUUAUCCUGACAUUUCUAGAAGAAACAGUAGAGGCUUUGAAUAUCUUAUCUGACCAUACCCUAAAAUAUAUCAUUUCUUUGCAUUACUGAGUGUAUUUUGGUGCUUUUAU
Molecule: messenger RNA, 1964 nt
Organism: Malaclemys terrapin pileata
Lineage: Eukaryota; Metazoa; Chordata; Testudines; Emydidae
Gene: CBLN2
Product: cerebellin 2 precursor
Exons: 5
Coding region: 1-1008 (335 amino acids)
Molecular function (GO): protein binding
Source: RefSeq, a predicted model, not a curated record